This is a messenger RNA of Anguilla anguilla (European eel), 1920 nucleotides long. RefSeq names its product ELL associated factor 1 (gene eaf1). Gene Ontology annotation, cellular component: super elongation complex. The record is from RefSeq and is a predicted model, not a curated record. The coding region runs from base 187 to 951 and encodes 254 amino acids. Gene Ontology annotation, molecular function: transcription elongation factor activity. Lineage: Eukaryota; Metazoa; Chordata; Actinopteri; Anguilliformes; Anguillidae. Gene Ontology annotation, biological process: positive regulation of DNA-templated transcription; regulation of transcription elongation by RNA polymerase II. The transcript has 6 exons.
CUCGGCGCCAUUUUACUGCUGGGACACAAACAGGAAGAGGAGUGUUAGUCUGGCGUCUUGACUGUUUUGAAAAUAUAUGGAUUUUUACACAGCUAGCUCAAAUGAAUGUCCUCUGUGAAUUUUAGGAAACAUUUUUGUUCAACAGCAAUUACAUGUUGAUGUGAGCCGUACACAACAACCGGAGCUAUGAAUGGGAGUUCGAAUCCGCUGUUAGAUAAGGAGGAACAUGUUUUGAAGCUUGGAGAGAGCUUUCAAAAACGGCCCAAAUCGUCAUUUCACACCAUCAGAUAUGAUUUUAAACCUGCUUCCAUUGACACUACCUGUCAAGGGGAGUUACAGGUUGGGAAAGGAGAUGAAGUCACCAUUACCCUACCUCAUAUUCCAGGUUCAACUCCUCCAAUGACAGUAUUCAAAGGUAAUAAAAGGCCAUAUCAAAAAGACUGUGUUCUUAUCAUGAACCAUGAUACAGGAGAGUUUAUGCUGGAGAAGCUGAGCAGCAGUAUACAAGUCAAGAAAACCAGAGCGGAAGGUAGCAGUAAAAUCCAGGCUAGAAUCGAACAGCAGUCAGUGCGAGCAACACAGCCUCCCUCACAGUUCCGAGCCCCUACCAAACCAGGAGUGGGAGCAAAAACCUCCCCGUCCAAGGACAACCCCUCCCCAGAGCCUCAGCUGGAUGAUAUCAAGAGAGAGCUGCGAGCGGAGGUGGAGAUCAUCGAGCAGAUGAGCAGUAGCAGCGGCAGUAGCUCCUCGGACUCAGCCAGCUCCUCAGGCAGUGGAGAUGACAGCUCGAGCAGCGAGGGGGAGCAGGAGCCUGCCCACCAGCACACAUCACCUAACCGCAACUCAGCUACCAAUGGCAUCGACAGGUCACAGGGCAGCAACCAGCUGAUGAGCACGCUCAGAAAUGACCUUCAGCUGAGUGAAUCAGGGAGUGACAGUGAUGAUGACUGAGUCCAGGACACUCCCUCACACAUCCUUUUUUGGCAGUGAUCAUAAACAGAGAUCAACCCUCCCUGAUUUUACCAUAUUUUAAAUAUCGCUGGAAAGCUGCCCAACGUUGAGGUGUUUAGAUUGUAUUUUUUUAGCUGUAUAUUUUGUAUUGUAUCAGUUCAGUCCUUAUCAUAUGAACAUGUGCACAAUUAUAGAAUUCACAGAUUCUGUGUUUAGAGCCAGCUAUUGGAUCAGUCUGAGUUAAUUAGCAGUAUAUUUUAAUUAACAAGGUGAGUUUAUCAUAUUCAGUUUCCCCUGUUCACCUACAAUUCAGAAUAAAUGGCUAGGUUUCAUGUAAUAUAUUUCACAAAGUCUGAUAUUUGAUUGAGUUUAGUUGUAUCAAAGCGCUUACAUAGUUUACACCAUAUGUGUGUAUUUUUGAAUUAUAUUUUACCCCAAUGGGUUUUAUCACUUUUAUCAAAGCAGUGCUGCCUGGCAUGAUGACUAAAACCAUAGUGUGUGACAAAGAAUAUGUUUAACUGACAGUUGUUUGAUGUCCAACACAGUAGUGACCACGCUAUUAUACACUUUAUCCUUAUAUUGGUCUGUGAACAUCAAACAAUGACAGCACCAACUUCCUGUCUGUUUUCUCUAUAGUUCAAAUUCAUACCAACACAGUAGUCUAACAGGGGUUAAAGCCUAAAAUUAAGAGCAGAAGCAUUCUUUAAGUAAUGGUUAACCCUUAGCUAUGGCUUUUGAAUAUUUGCAUACUGAUUUUCCUUGUAUGACAUAUAGCUUUCAAUCGAAUACGUGUAUCCGUAUCAUUUGUUACUGUGUUUAUAUCAAGUCAUCUUUCACCAUUUCAAUUCUACAUGCUGUCUACAGUAGAAGUUUUAUAUAGUUCCAAAUACUGGAGGAGCACCAAAGCAACUAAUAAAGAUCAUACCAUUUAAAAUGUUGAAUACAUAGUUAAUGAUAUAUAUAUAUAUA